AUGAGGGAAGUCAAUUUCAGCAUCCCGAACGUCAACAAGGCGUCUGUUGGCAUAACGACAGCCCUAUAUGACCGCCGAGCACUCGACUGCACGUCCACCUUGCCGCUCAUCAACUCUCUCAAUCACCUUGCCUACCUGACCACCUCUUCAGCUCGUAUUCGCGACAUUUUAACUGUCGAUGGAGGUAUCGAGCGUCUCGUCUGCAUAUUGAAGCAAGGCCGGAGUAAGGACAUGAUGGGCAUGUGGAAAUGGAAUCUUGCUUUCCAGUGCGUGGUUAACAUCGGUGUCCGAGGAACCGAAAAUGUACGCACUCGCGUUGUUGAGGCAGACAUGGUGCCAGUCAUAGCCACCAUUCUCGACAAUUACAUCAAAAUCAUCGAAAAAUGUCGCGAAAAGGCGGAAGAAGCCAGCCAGAAACAGAUGCAUGAACACCACCACCGUCGUCACCGCGGACAGGAUAACCGUAACUCCUCGAAACCAGCAACUUCCUUUACCAACCGGUCUACCCGCCUUGACCCCGAUCAGAGGUCUGCUGUCCGACGCCACGGUCCUCCUCCCUCCAUCGACGUGUCUGCCAGCUAUGCCGGGCCGUCUACAAUCUCGGCCCAGUCUGGCGUUGAAGCCGCUACGGCAGUGUCGCGAGACACUGCUACAAUACCGGAGCGUGGUCCAACCGCUGUGGGUCGCCAUCGGUACGGUUUCCGAGCGAGCGAGAGUCGCCAUACGAAUACCCUUUCAAUUGGGCCAGCCCUACAGCCUCUGGCCGCACCGGCGUCAGUGGCGGAGAGUAUCAACGGGCUCGUGCGACCUGUCCGUGACUCUGAUCGUUUGGCAUCGAUGGCGUUGUUUGGCCUGGGUGGUAAUGGAUCUCAGCCGACUUCCCCUACUACACCACUUCCCCUAGCACAACUGCGCUCAACAACGGUGCGACCUAUAGCGCCAUCGACUGCAGCCGCUGCUGCUGCUGCUGUCGCGGCAACCGCCGCCCUAGACCCUUCAGAUCGCCUACGAAGGAGACCAUCUAUCAGACAUCAGGCGUCGACAUUGGAAACGGACGAUUUAAAUGCUGAUAGCAUGCCAUCUGAUGAAUCCCCCGACGCCGAUAUGGCCGGGACGACCGAAAUGCAGUCUACCGUCGGCAUCCAAGAUAUAUCUAUGGAGGACGGAGAAAGCAUACUAGCGGGCUCGUCACUAGAGUUGAAUACACCAACGGUGUCAGAAACCCACCAAGAUCCCAGCACUUUCAACAUCACACAUCGCAAUGCCAUCGACGGCAGUAUUGGAAACACGACCAAUGCACCACCAGUGCCGACAAUGGGAUUGUCCCCAGCCCGGCCGACCAUGGUCACACCACCGCAACAACCCACUGCCAACUCAACCGUGCCGAGAUAUCUCCAGGACCGGCACGUUGUUCCCACAGCGCAAAUGCUCGCUGUGAUGCCAAGAGAAGAGGAUGUAUUGAUGUCCCUACAACUUUUAGCCUACGUCUCCAAGUACUGUGGGCUUCGGUCAUACUUCCAGAAGAGUCAUUUAGUGCCCAAACUCUCCUUGGGUAUAAAUUUAGCAGCUCUUGAUGGGGAGGAGGAUGUAGCCGACACGGAUGAUACCGACGACUCCGACGAGGAAUAUCUACUUCCUAACGACUUCAACCUUUUUCCUCUUGUAGAGAAGUUUACUGUUCGAUAUCACAGUACUGACAUGCAAUAUUGGGCCGGGGUUGUUAUGCGAAAUCUCUGCCGCAAGGACGAUACUCGUGGCGGUAUUCGCCAGUGUGCCUACUAUCAGUGCGGGAAGUGGGAAGAGUACACAAGACAAUUUGCCAAGUGCCGCCGGUGUCGCCGUACCAAAUACUGCAGUAAGGAAUGUCAGAAAAGCGCAUGGGCCUUCCAUCGCCAUUGGUGCGUCGCCGCAUCGCAGUAG
Metarhizium album ARSEF 1941 is the source of this 1920-nucleotide messenger RNA. Its product is annotated as MYND domain protein (SamB). NCBI's taxonomy places the organism in Eukaryota, Fungi, Ascomycota, Sordariomycetes, Hypocreales, Clavicipitaceae. The record is from RefSeq and is a predicted model, not a curated record. The coding region runs from base 1 to 1920 and encodes 639 amino acids. Gene Ontology annotation, biological process: establishment or maintenance of cell polarity; ubiquitin-dependent protein catabolic process. Gene Ontology annotation, cellular component: MUB1-RAD6-UBR2 ubiquitin ligase complex. The transcript has a single exon.